CCCACCAGUGUGAGAGACGGAGACAGAGAAGGACCUCAGCUCAGUUCUGCGGGCUCCCCAUUGGCUGGCGGUUUGUACAAAAUCUAACUCAAACCACUUCAGUCUGAACAAAUCCUAAAGGCGCACACGCAGCCUCCUCCGCAGCUCCACCGCCGCCUUUAGCGUCAUUUCAGAGCCCGAUGCUGCGCUCAUCGCUCAACUUUUAUCUGUGCUGUUGUUCUCAUCAGCUGGCUGAAGGAGGUUGCUCCUGCUUGGUUUUUGGAGAUUUUGUGACUCGGACUCGUUGACUUCUGCGCGGUUUUUUUUAUUUUAUUUAUUUUUUUGUUAUUUCCCUCAAACAGAGGAAGCAAGAAAAAGAAGCCAAUUCUACACCUAAAUGCCAGGGUAUCCGGUGUAACACGGAGCCCACGGAGAUCAAAGAGAACACAAGGGGCGCCUUCGGAGCGACAUCAGUUUUCAAAAUUUUCUCCAACUUCAGCCCUCAGACAAACAUUAGCAUGAUGUCGUAUCUAAAGCAACCACCUUACACUGUCAAUGGCCUGAGCUUAACAACCUCCGGGAUGGACCUUUUGCAUCCAUCAGUGGGUUAUCCAGCCACGCCACGAAAACAAAGGCGAGAAAGGACUACUUUUACGCGCGCACAGCUCGACGUUUUGGAGGCGUUGUUCGCCAAAACCAGGUACCCGGACAUAUUCAUGCGCGAAGAAGUGGCGCUGAAAAUCAACUUACCUGAGUCCAGAGUACAGGUUUGGUUUAAGAACCGGCGGGCCAAGUGUCGCCAGCAGCAGCAACAACAACAGAACGGCGGACAAAACAAGGUGCGACCCCCAAAAAAGAAAAGUUCCCCAACCAGGGAGGUGAGCUCGGAGAGCGGGGCCAGCGGCCAGUUCACGCCCCCCACUAGCACCACCACAGUCCCCGCCAUCCCCACCAGCACCGCCCCGGUGUCCAUUUGGAGCCCCGCGUCUAUUUCUCCUCUCUCGGACCCCCUGUCUACCUCCUCUUCCUGCAUGCAGCGGUCCUACCCCAUGACCUACACUCAGGCCUCGGGCUACAGCCAAGGCUACGCCGGGUCGACGUCCUACUUCGGGGGCAUGGACUGCAGCUCUUACCUCACUCCAAUGCACCACCAGCUGUCGGGGCCCGGCUCGACUCUCAGCCCGAUGAGCACGAACGCCGUCACAAGCCAUCUGAACCAGUCUCCGGCGUCCCUCUCCACCCAGGGCUACGGGACGUCCGGCCUGGGCUUCAACUCCACGGCAGACUGCUUGGAUUAUAAGGACCAAGCGGCGUCAUGGAAGCUGAACUUCAAUGCCGAUUGCUUGGAUUAUAAGGAUCAAACAUCCUCAUGGAAAUUCCAGGUCCUGUGAACAGAGCAGUGACGAUCACAUGAGACGCAGUUCAGCCAUCCUUCAAUAAAACUCAACAUCAGACUGGUUGAGCCUGGCUGUGCUCUCCUUUUUUUUUUUAUCCCGGUGGUCUUCGGUACUCCUAAAGGAGAGGUUUAAUUUAUUUUAGCACUGGCAUAUAGAUUUUUCCCCCUUUCAUUCACAACUUGUAGCCCCUCAUCCACCUCUAUCAUUGCGUGCCUCUGUGCGUAAAAACACCUGUUGAGGACAACCGCAGCCACGGAACUAAAACUUCAGUGAGUCCUGCUGAAGUGCAGACCUCUUUAAAAAAAAUGAACCUGCUGGCAGAGAGACAUGAGGAUACUGUGUGGACAUGGAUGCACUACUUUAUUUAAGAAAAAGUGUUUAUAAGGAAUCAAUAUGUAGUUUCUAAGAGACAAUCAGUGUGCGUCUUAAAUAAAUGGUACAUAGGUGUUUUUUUUUAUCUGUGCUAUAGCCUUCGAAACUGUGAUCUGUUGUAUUGUAUGCAAUUUGUGAGCCCCCUCUCGCAUCAGACUCUCUGCUGUGAUUUUAAUAGAUUUUUAACUUUUUUGGGACAAAAACUGAGCUAAAAGUAAAAUUCAAAGUGACACAGAGACGAGAUUUUUGUUUUCUGCAGGCACAUUAUGGAGGGUUAGGCCAUACUGGAAAAGACUCUCAGCUGCUUGCUCCCCCCACCCCACCCCUCUACUGAUCUGAUUGUGGAUCCUUCUCUCGGUCCCCCAAAGAGAGUGUGACCUCACCACUGAAAAGACAUGAAUAAAGAUCCUGUGGGCUUACUCUUCUACCAAAAAUACAUGUGUGUGUGUGUGCGUGUGAAUGUGUGUGUGG
This is a messenger RNA of Xiphophorus couchianus (Monterrey platyfish), 2219 nucleotides long. RefSeq names its product orthodenticle homeobox 2b (gene otx2b). The transcript is spliced from 4 exons. Lineage: Eukaryota; Metazoa; Chordata; Actinopteri; Cyprinodontiformes; Poeciliidae. Gene Ontology annotation, molecular function: RNA polymerase II cis-regulatory region sequence-specific DNA binding; DNA-binding transcription factor activity, RNA polymerase II-specific. Gene Ontology annotation, biological process: multicellular organism development; regulation of transcription by RNA polymerase II. The record is from RefSeq and is a predicted model, not a curated record. Gene Ontology annotation, cellular component: nucleus. Bases 498 to 1370 code for a protein of 290 amino acids.